AUGGCCACUAAUGCUCAAGGCUCCGACGAAGAAACAAGUUUCUUAAAUGAUUCACGAAAAGUUGAAUGGCGGCCAGGUACCAUUCUCGUCUAUUGGAAGGGCUUUUGGCUUAUGCUUGAUCUUAUAAAAUCCAUCAUGAUUGUUGAAAAUCAAUUCAAGCCUCUCCCAUCAGAUAUUCUCCUAGCUUCUUAUCCUAAAACUGGUACAACAUGGCUAAAAGCUCUCGCUGUCUCAAUAAUUAGCCACAACUCAAAGGCUUGGAUAUCGCCAGAGGGCGAUGCCCAAGCUGAUCUAUUGCAAACCCACAACCCCCAUGAACUCAUUCCCUUCCUUGAAAUGGAGACUUUUGGUGAAAACUCAUCUCAAAAUAUCAACAAAGUUCUUUCUCCAUGGGUUUUCAGCACCCAUCUUCCUUACUCAAUCCUACUCGAGCAUAUGUUUGGUGCUUCAAUCUCAUUUGAAGGGGCUUUUGAUGAAUUUUGUAGGGGCAUUGUUCCGGAAGGUCCUUUCUUCGACCAUGUGUUGGAGUAUUGGAAAGAAAGAGAGAAAAAGAAUGUUUUCUUUGUUACCUAUGAGGAGUUAAAAGAGAAUCCAAAAGAGUCUGUUAGGAGUCUUGUUGAGUUCUUAAGAUGCUCAAUGACUUCUGAGGAAAUUGAACAAGUGGUGUGGAAAAGUAGUCAUGAGAGACUGAGUAAGUUGGAUGUUAAUAUUGAUGAAGUAAAAGGAAUUUGGCUAGGAAUUCCAUUCAAUUUGUAUUUUCGAAAAGGAGUUGUUGGAGAUGGGAAGAACCAGUUGACAACUGAGAUGAUGGAAAGGCUCGAGGCUCUUGAAAAUCAAAGGUGGGAAGGCUCGGGUUUAAAAUUGAAACUCUCUAUCGCAAAUCCCAACAUCAAAUUGAUGGACAAAAUUUGA
Molecule: messenger RNA, 912 nt
Organism: Camellia sinensis
Lineage: Eukaryota; Viridiplantae; Streptophyta; Magnoliopsida; Ericales; Theaceae
Source: RefSeq, a predicted model, not a curated record